Messenger RNA from Caenorhabditis elegans, 1530 nucleotides. RefSeq names its product DM10 domain-containing protein (gene efhc-1). Gene Ontology annotation, cellular component: axoneme. NCBI's taxonomy places the organism in Eukaryota, Metazoa, Nematoda, Chromadorea, Rhabditida, Rhabditidae. Bases 112 to 1455 code for a protein of 447 amino acids. The record is from RefSeq and is marked reviewed. The transcript has 10 exons.
CGCAUUUUCGCUUUUGCUACCUUUCCAUGUAACCCACGCCCCUACCGCGUCGUUUCCGACGUUUAAACAUAACUACGGCAAAAAUAUUGUAAUAUAUGUUGUAUUCCAAAAAUGUCGUUUAGAAGUUUUGAAGAUUCUGCUCAGGAUGUUCCCACCGAAGAUAUUUUGGAGCACUUUGGAAGCGAUCCAACGCCAGUUAGACGACGACAACAGCUGAAAUACAAAAAUGGAGAGUGUUUUGUGCCUGUUGAAACCAUUGUGGACAACUAUCCAAAACAAAGAAGUUUCCAUCAUUAUUGCAAUGCUGGGCCAUUACUCCACGAGGCUGAAGCAGCCAAUUCCGCCGUUCUCUCCUUUGACGCGUAUGCUGAAGAAGACGGAUUGGACGAAGAGAUCCAUAGAAUUCGUAUUUUCAAAAUCAAUUAUCAUCUUAAUGAUGACACAAUCACUGUUAAUGAGCCAUUUGUUGACAAUACGGGAUAUCUUCAUGGAAGAAUAUUUCGUCGGCAAAAAGUUCCUGCACACAAUCGUAUUGGAAAGCCAUAUGUCCAUUGGAGUGAUCUGAAUGUUGGAACUGAUAUCAAUUUGUUUCAAACUAUUUAUAGAAUUACUUCUUGUGAUACAUUCACGCGGAGUUUUCUUGAAGAGCACGGAACUAAAGUUAACGAGGAUGAAGAAUUGCCUGAAGAUCCAUGGCUAGUGCGAAGGCGUGGAGCCCCACGAACUGCUCCAAAACUUCCCGAUCAGAGAGAGUUCAUUAAUCGACCACCAAUGUUGGUUUACCGAUGCUGCUGGCUGGAUCACAUGAAUGAUUUCCAUGGAUGCCGGAUGAAGCGCAUUUUCAAAAUGUAUGUUUAUUGUUCUGACCAUACAGUUGCGCUUAUAGAAGAAACAAAAGAAUUCGAGGGUCAGCUAUUUUUGAAGAGGAUCGCUCUUCCAUUUCCAGUACAACCAGACAUGGUAAAACGUGAUUAUCGCUGGUGGGAUAUUAGGCCAGGAGUGUGGGUUGAUGUUUUUUGUCGACCGAUGUUUGUGUUCGAGUGUGCCAACGACGAAACUAAAUCUUUUACAAGGCAACAAUUUGGAGAGACAGACUUUGCUAACUAUAGCAGUCAGAUUUUGGAAGAAGGUCCUCCAACAACGCAAUUUUUUAAUUCACCAUCAAUAUUGAAGUUUCGUUGCACAAUGGUUGAUGCUCCUUCUGUAUUGUACGGUCUUCAUUUUCUUCUCUAUUAUGAUGUUAAUCGCCGAAUAGUAAACAUAAACGAGGAAGGCAGGAAGACGUGGACAGAUGGAAGGGUUUUUCUGAAAGACGUUGAUGCUUCAACUUUUAGCGAAAAUCAAUUUGCACCAGGAAGAAUUUUGCAAUUUUUCAAAUGGCGAUUUAAUUUGGUACAGUCUAGUGGAGAGACGGGCAAAUAUCUUCGCUGGAAACAAACGCCAAUUCAUAAAUAGCUUUUACAAUAAUUUUUUCGCUACUAACUCAAUAUUCUUCUUUUAAACUGUUAGAUUUGAGUAAACAUGUUUUCC